Messenger RNA from Lathyrus oleraceus (garden pea), 889 nucleotides. RefSeq names its product casparian strip membrane protein 1. NCBI's taxonomy places the organism in Eukaryota, Viridiplantae, Streptophyta, Magnoliopsida, Fabales, Fabaceae. The transcript is spliced from 3 exons. The record is from RefSeq and is a predicted model, not a curated record. The coding region runs from base 88 to 675 and encodes 195 amino acids.
UUGCAUAUCUCAUUAAUUCAUACAAAGUCUAGUAAAUAUCCUUUGAAUAUAAUUAGAUUUUAUUCUAUCAUAUUCAAAGAUCCAAAAAUGUCAACCAAUAUUGAUAUCCAAGAGUCAAGCAAAGAUACUAAAGGAAAAGCUGUUUUACUUGCAGCCCCUGCAAGGGCAGGAGGAUGGAAAAAGGGCAUAGCCAUAAUAGAUUUCAUUCUAAGGUUAGGCGCCGUUGCCGCCGCUCUUGGCGCCGCCGCCUCGAUGGGAAUGAGUGAUCAGACCCUCCCUUUCUUUACUCAGUUCUUUCAGUUUGAAGCUAGCUAUGAUAGCUUUACUGCCUUCCAGUUUUUUGUUAUUACAAUGGCAUUAGUAGCUGGCUAUUUGGUCUUAUCCUUACCUUUCUCUAUAGUAGCCAUCAUUCGCCCUCAUGCAACAGGACCAAGGCUUUUUCUCAUCAUCUUAGACACUGUGUUUCUUACUCUAGCUGCUGCUAGUGCUUCUGCAGCUGCUUCCAUAGUUUACUUGGCACACAAUGGAAAUCAAGACACAAACUGGCUUGCUAUCUGUAAUCAAUUUGGAGAUUUCUGUGCACAGACAAGUGGAGCAGUUGUGUCAUCGUUUAUUGCUGUGGUUGUUUUGGUUCUGUUGGUUGUGAUGUCUGCUUUGGCUAUUGGGAAACAUUGAAAAUAUUAAGAUUGAAUUACCAAUGUUGUUUUGUGCAUGUUUGUUUUGUUUCCUAAAUAUCAUUAGGUUGUGAGGCUUUUUUGAAGUGUGAAAAAACUGAUUACUUGUUGUAUCAAUUUGGUUAGAUGUUGUGAUGGAAUAUUAUUUUGUACAAUAUUUGUGAUGUAUAAACGUUUGACCAAAUGUGUUUAAUGUUGAAAAUGACUAAAAUUAU